ACCAUAUUAUAAGCUCACAUAAAAGGGCCUCCAGAAAAAGCAGAACCCUAGGAAGUGUUAUCAGUGUUUGGAGAGUUGGAGUUUGUUUCAGGCUGAGGCAAUGACACGACCUUUCGGUGUGAAGGGGAAGAAGCGCAAGCACUCCCAAUCCAAACAGAACUCAGAAGAAGAACACCCACAACCGCCACCAAAGAAAGUUGUUGUCGCCAAAGAGAGCAAAGAACCAUCAUCACCACCACAACCAGAAUCUGCACCAACAGAAGAAGAUGAAGUGAAAGUUGUUGCCGCCGAAGAGAGCAAAGAACCAUCACCACAACCAGAAUCUGUGCCAACAGAAGAGGAUGAAUUGAGUGGUAUCCCAAUUGCUCCUAGUGAGAAAGAAAGUACCAAACCUAAUGUCAUAUUCAUUCUGGAAAGAGCUUCUCUUGAAGUCGCCAAAGUCGGCAAGACAUAUCAGCUUUUGAACUCUGAUGACCAUGCCAAUUUUCUUCGCAAAAACAACAAGAAUCCUGGAGAUUAUAGGCCGGACAUUACUCAUCAAUCUCUUUUAUCUAUUCUGGAUAGCCCAUUGAAUAAAGCUGGAAGAUUGAAAAAUGUUUAUAUCAAAACGGAGAAAGGUGUUCUUAUCGAGGUUAAGCCGUUUGUUCGAAUUCCUAGAACAUUCAAACGUUUUGCUGGUGUUAUGUUGGAACUGCUUCAAAAGCUGAGCAUAUCUGCUGCUGGCAAGCGCGAGAAACUCCUCCGAACAAUAAAAAAUCCAGUGACACAGUAUUUGCCUGUCAACUCACGAAAAAUAGGUCUAUCAUAUAGUUCAGACAAGCUUGUAGAUAUGGAUGAUUAUGUAUCAAAGAUUCCCAGCAAUAUGGACCUUGUUUUUGUGGUAGGAGCAAUGGCCCAUGGGAAGGUUGAGACAGAUUAUACAGAAGAUUACAUAGCAAUUUCUGGGUACCCUCUAAGUGCUGCUUAUUGUAUUACAAGGAUUACUGGUGCCCUUGAGAGAAAGUGGAAGAUUUUGUGAAACGAUUUACUAAUUCGAGUUCCACAGUCAAUUUAUGUAAUAUCAGGGUAGGGUCUUGUCUUAGCAGACAUAUAGGAAAUACAAUAUAAGUUAUUUUUUCCUGAGGUAUUUUUAGGACCAGAUCGAUGUUUCACUACUGUAUUUGAAUUAAAUGUUUAAUGUAUUAUUUUGCUAGAGGAAGCUUUCUUAACAGAGCUAGAUUUCGAUGUUGCUUAUUUGCUCUGA
Vigna unguiculata (cowpea) is the source of this 1243-nucleotide messenger RNA. RefSeq names its product nucleolar essential protein-like protein. The record is from RefSeq and is a predicted model, not a curated record. Gene Ontology annotation, biological process: rRNA base methylation. Gene Ontology annotation, cellular component: small-subunit processome; nucleus. Gene Ontology annotation, molecular function: rRNA (pseudouridine) methyltransferase activity; rRNA binding. Lineage: Eukaryota; Viridiplantae; Streptophyta; Magnoliopsida; Fabales; Fabaceae.